AUGCCUCGAACCCCACGCCAACAAACCUUUGUCGGCCGGCCGUCCCCACUGGCACAGGUCUCCCUCACCAGACCCGUAUCGCAAACCCCAGAGAUGGGACUGGUGCGUGAUCCCGCGUUCUGGAAGAGGUUCUCGGCCGCCGUGCACAUUGCAGAAGAAGGAGGCGUGGUUGAACCGGAGCGCCCGCGCGGAUCAAGGACGAAUAGCAAUAGUUCGGCGAAUACCUUUACGGUCAAGGAUGCAGACAACGACUGGCUACAGAAACAACACAAAGAAAAGCGCCGUUGCAGGAUGAUGUGCAUCUCCAUCACGCUGAUGAUCAUCAUUCUAGGGGUUGGGGGAGGGGUAGUAGCCUGGUGGUUUUUGAAGGGCCAGAAAUGA
Messenger RNA from Lachnellula hyalina, 381 nucleotides. RefSeq lists its product as uncharacterized. The transcript has 2 exons. The coding region runs from base 1 to 381 and encodes 126 amino acids. Lineage: Eukaryota; Fungi; Ascomycota; Leotiomycetes; Helotiales; Lachnaceae. The record is from RefSeq and is a predicted model, not a curated record.